Tribolium castaneum (red flour beetle) is the source of this 1520-nucleotide messenger RNA. RefSeq lists its product as uncharacterized. The coding region runs from base 228 to 992 and encodes 254 amino acids. NCBI's taxonomy places the organism in Eukaryota, Metazoa, Arthropoda, Insecta, Coleoptera, Tenebrionidae. Gene Ontology annotation, molecular function: phosphatidylinositol-4,5-bisphosphate 4-phosphatase activity. Gene Ontology annotation, cellular component: phagocytic vesicle membrane; plasma membrane; lysosomal membrane. The record is from RefSeq and is a predicted model, not a curated record. The transcript has 4 exons. Gene Ontology annotation, biological process: phosphatidylinositol dephosphorylation.
UGUUUUGGGUCAAAGGGUACAAAACGGCAAGAACUGGAGCAAAUUUUGGCCAUUUGAUUGUGUCUGUGUGUGCGUUUUUCCAGUGGGAUGCUAAUGAUGUGAUUUGUGUGUGAUCGCGUCCUGGUGUUAGCCGGAAAUUGACGGACCCUCCCUGUGGUGAUUUUUAUGGUGCCGGAGAACUGUCAAAGCUUAUAAAAAUACAUUAGAUAUUUUCAUUGUUCUAAAAAAUGAACGAGAAUAGUGGCGUGUACGAUGCACAAGAGAGUGAAAAGCAGCCCCUUCUGGCAAAUGAACCCACAACUUACAAUGGAGAGACAGGAGUGGGCCAACAGGCGACUGUCUCUCCUAUCGGACCCGACGAGUUGCCCCCGCCCUUUUACCAGGCUUCCGAAAGUGGCGGAGUCCCAAUGGUAACAUGUCGCGUGUGUCAGGCAAUGGUUGAUAUUUCCGGUAAAAGAGACCAGCACGUGGUUAAAUGUGGACAGUGCAAUGAAGCUACGCCAAUUAGAAAUGCUCCUCCUGGCAAAAAAUACGUGCGUUGUCCCUGUAACUGCCUCUUAAUCUGUAAAAGUUCAUCACAAAGGAUCGCUUGUCCAAGACCAAAUUGUAAAAGAAUUAUUAAUUUAGCCCCCAGUCCUGUCACUCCACCUGUACCGUCAAUGCCAGGGAUGUGCAGGGUGACUUGUGGGCAUUGUCAUGACACUUUUCUGUUUAACACGCUAAAUAACGCGUUAGCACGCUGCCCCCACUGUCGGAAAGUGUCAUCAGUGGGCCCCGACUAUGCAAGAGGUAGAGGUAACAUAUUUUUCAUUUUAGCCGUGAUAUUUCUAUGCAUUGGGAUUGGAACGACGGCGGGUACUUACAUGUAUGCCAAAAGCCAUAACGGGAUUUAUGUGUUAUAUGUGGGAGCUUUUAUACUAGCAAUAGUGAUGCUUCUCCGUAGUAUGUAUUAUUGCUUUAUGAAAGUCAGUAUCAUAGAAGGUCCCAUGUAAAUAACUUGUAUGUGAAUGUAUAUACAGAAGUAUGCACGUUUGCCACACGAACAAACAAACUUGUUUGCCUCUUUUUCGCAAUUAAUACAAUUUAACGAUUGCACAAAUUAAUCAAAGUGCUGUUUGUGAUUUUUAUUCUAAGUGAACGCGAGACAUGCAUACUUCUUGGAUUUAUUUAUGUAGAAUAAUAGGCUCCUCUAGUGAUAAACAAAAUUUGUUUUUUACUUUCUCUAGGAGUAGGUAAUUGAAAAAAAUACAAUAAAAUAUCUACUAUAAUCUAAUACCAUUCAUCCGCUUAUUUCCGUAAUUCGAGACCCGCAAGAACUAUUUAUUCAUUACUGUUGGUUGUUUAUACAUUCCCAAAGGACUACUGGUUUCUUUGAUCACGUUUGUGUGUGUACAUAUUUCUAUUAUAAGUUGGUUGUAUUAUAAUUUUAAUUCUCUAUGUAAAAUUCAAUUCUUUAUCGAUCGUAAAUAUACAGACUGUAUGAGUAAAGGCGAGUGAUAAAAUAAAAUAUUUUUAAACUU